Molecule: messenger RNA, 1878 nt
Organism: Spodoptera exigua (beet armyworm)
Lineage: Eukaryota; Metazoa; Arthropoda; Insecta; Lepidoptera; Noctuidae
Source: the annotation of a GenBank genome assembly
CCUCAUGAUAAAACCAUUGUUGUGUAUAACAUUCUGCUGCCUAAUGCUAGGUGCCCAGUCACAAGAUCCAUAUUUCGCAAAUUAUUUUAAUCCAAACCGACUAUACUUUGGCGAUAAUCUCUCCCCAGUAGUCCCACUUUCAAUAGGACCUAGUGGGAUAGACAAUGAUGCAUUACGAAGAGUAUUUGGUAAUGAACCACAGAGGCAGAAAAAACCGGAGACUACAGUGGAGAUAGAAAAGAGUACUGAGCUGGCUUAUGGAACAAGUGUUGAACAAAUCGAUAAUUUUGGUUCACAGAAUAUUGUUAAUAGACCAAUAUCAACCCCAACAAUACCCAGUAGUCAGACAGCUCAGCAACUUGCUCUGGAUAGACAAGAUGUGCCUCAAAUCCAACCUAACAGACAAGCGUUGGAUAGACAGCGGCAGUACAAUAUAGCACAAAAUAAACCAAGAAUACCACAGGAAAAACCAGAAAUCUCCCUGGGAAGACCUACGGUAGCGAUACCGCAGUCUGAGCUAAACAGACCUGCAGCUGAACAGAUAUUUUUGGGUGUGCCAAAUUCAUUGCAAUUACCAAGAGAUCGGCCAAGUGUGCCAGAGAUAUCUCUCAGUAGACCAUCGGUGGCUGUGCCUCAAAGUGAACUUCAAAGACCACCAGUACAGCCAAGUUCCCCCAAUUUCAACUUGCCUAGCCAAUCUGCGGGUUUCAACAAUUUAUUGUAUUCAGUGACAAAUUUUGGAGUUAAUUUGAUCAAGAACAUUGAUACCGUACAUUCUGGCAAUGUGGUAGUGUCUCCAUUUUCUAUCACCUCGCUCCUGGCUCUACUGCAACAAGGAGCUAACGGAGAAACAGAGCUACAAAUAUCAAAUGCCCUGCAAAUGACGCCUGAGAGUACAGCCUCUUCUUAUGCUCGCGUUACUGGAGAUAUAAGAAGUCGCAGUUCCAGAAACGUCCUGAGAGUAGCGAACAAUGUGUUCAUAGCUGAUGCUUUUGCUGUUAAUCGGGACUUCAAAAACAGAGCGAUGCAGAGCUUCUACAGUGACGUCUCUCGUCUCAGCUAUAAUAAGCCGGAGGAGGCGGCUCGACAGAUCAACACCUGGGUAGCUUCAAGAACCAAUAACAAGAUCAACCAACUCAUUGCUCCAGAUGCUUUAAGUAGUAACACACAGAUGGUACUUGUAAACGCUAUUUACUUCAAAGGACUGUGGGAAAUGCCAUUUAGAGUUGAAUCAACCGUACCUCGGGAAUUCCAACUCAGUAGCGGACAAAUAAAAACAGCCCAGUUUAUGCGUACGCGCAGGAUGUUUAAGACCGGUAUGGAUCCGACUACUAAUGCUAGAGUUAUUGUGUUGCCCUUUGAGCGAGAUGAAUACCAUUUAAUGGUGAUAUUACCAUCACAAUUGAUGGGAAUCAGAAGUACGAUAGCAUCGCUGACUGAUGCCCGGCUGCUCAGCUAUCUCAGCUUCCCAGCAAUUGACACUGAGCUCGAGCUGCCCAAAUUCACAGUCAGGUCUGACACGGACUUGAAAGUUAUUUUGCAAAACAUGGGUAUAACAAAACUGUUCAACCGAUUUAGCGAGUUGGCUGGCAUUGGAUCUUUCCAGACCCAUUCGCCGCAGAUAUCGUCAGCCGUACAUUCAGCCGUAUUGUCAAUUGAUGAGCAGGGAGGCUCUGCAGCCGCUGCGACAGCAUUUGCGGCGGUUGCGUUAUCUUACGACGACCCUUCUGUGGUUUUCAAAGUCAAUCGACCCUUCAUUGCUGUCCUAUGGGACAACAACAGCGCCCUACCUUUAUUCAUGGCAAAAAUCGAAGACCCCAUAUACUGAAAAGACUCGUGAUCAACUACAAUAAUACUCAUUACUACAUUAGCCUUAAG